Corylus avellana is the source of this 986-nucleotide messenger RNA. Its product is annotated as NDR1/HIN1-like protein 13. Lineage: Eukaryota; Viridiplantae; Streptophyta; Magnoliopsida; Fagales; Betulaceae. Gene Ontology annotation, biological process: defense response to other organism. Gene Ontology annotation, cellular component: plasma membrane. The record is from RefSeq and is a predicted model, not a curated record.
UCAAUACACAACCCCUCCCUCGAUUUCCUCACCACCGCUCCCCAUCUUCCCAUGGCGGAGCGGGACACACCAAUAUCUCACGAUGAGCAUGAUGACGACCCGCCUUCAUCGGAGCAACCCGAAUCAGGAGCCUUCCGCCCCGGCACCUACGUCGUCCAGGUCCCAAAAAACCAAAUCUACCGCGUUCCGCCCCCGGAGAACGCCCUUAUAGCGGAGCGCCACCGGAACCCCGCCCGCAACAACGACGAAAACAACAACAACAACAACAGGCGGUGUGGCUGUUGUUCCUUGUGUUCUUGUGUCUCGUCUCUCCUUAUUGUACUCCUAAUUGUUCUUGGUUUAAUAGCUGGCAUUGUCUCCGUAUUGCUCGGGCCUAAGGAUCCUACAUUUUACGUUGAACGUGUUGUUUUCAAGGCUAAUUCACGUUCUCCGGAGUAUGAUAUCACGUUAAGAGUCAAAAAUCCGAACAAAUUUGCCGGCAUUUUGUACAAGAAAGGUGGCGUUGCUUCCCUCUCUUUCCGGCAACGGGAAAUCGGCAGAGGAAACUACCCGACUUUCUUCCAAGACCAUAAGAAUUCAACGGUAUUUGGUAUAGUUUUUCGUGGCUCCAACGAGAUUAUGUUGCCCAUGGAGAUUGAAAGAAGCGUGAAAAACCGGAAGGCGAAAUUGGAAGUUUCUUUCUCUCUGAAGAUGGAUGUCAUGGCACGAAUGAGAAUUGGGAUAUUGAAGAGCGGGAGCAUGAAAUUUGCUGUUGCUUGCGAUUUGACGGUGGAUACGUUGGCUAUUAAGGAUACACGUGUCCUGGCGCAGAAAUGUCAUACGAAACGCCGGCUGCGGUAGAUGUGGCGGUGGUGAUCGAAGGUUGUGAAAAUUAAUUAAUUCAAAGAUCGAAUUUUCUUUUAUGUAUGUAUGUAUGUAUGAUUCAUACAUUUGUUUCCAUUGCAUGCAUGCAUGUGUUUUCUCAUUGAUUGCCUGGUGAUGUGAGA